GGUCCACGGAGCCAGCCCCUUCGCCCCCCAGGAGCCGGAGGAGAGUCUCGAGCCUGCGGGCCGAGAACCAACACCUCGACUGGCAUUCUAGCGAGACACGAUGGAUCUUAACAGCGAGGACCCGAUUCCCCCGCCCAGCCCCCUCGGGGACAGCAUGGAGACCUUGAAGCCAUCAGUGGUAACAGCCGAGGAAGAGGAGGAAGGGGAGGAGGAGGAGGCGUUGGAGGGGGAGGAUGCCUCGGUGGAGCCGGCAGUGGGGUCCACGGCGGAAGAGACCACGACAGACAGACAAAGGCCAUCUGCGGCGGCUGCCCGGAGGUCCGGCCUGCGGCUCAAAGACCAAAUAAUCCACGUGGUGGAAAACUCCCCGAGGAAGCACGGCAUCUCCCUGUAUGCGUUAAAGCGAGCGGUCUGUGCUUCGGGGUACGAUGUCAAUAGGAACAAAGCCAGAUUUAAGAGGGCCCUCAAGCAUUUGGUAGAUACGAGAACUCUGAAGAAGGUGUCGGGGAAUGGGCUCAAUGGCUCCUUCCAAAUGGGCAAAAGGGGGCUGAGAAACAAGAAGAGGGACACGGAUUCCCAGGCCCAGCCAGCCCCGUCGGGCUCGCAGGCCGCAGAAGGCCCAGAGGCCCUGGAGCAGUUUCCUCAGAUACCGGAGGCCCCAAGCACAGGCCCAGAAUCGUCGAGUAUCCAGGACCAGCUGGCAGACGUAUCGGUGGAGGGCUGAGGGAGGCCCGCUAACAGUCCGAGGCGGGAACGGAGCCGCGAAAUAAAAGAAAUGGUUUCUUUCA
This is a messenger RNA of Tachyglossus aculeatus (Australian echidna), 788 nucleotides long. RefSeq names its product histone H1B-like. NCBI's taxonomy places the organism in Eukaryota, Metazoa, Chordata, Mammalia, Monotremata, Tachyglossidae. The transcript has a single exon. Gene Ontology annotation, biological process: nucleosome assembly. Gene Ontology annotation, molecular function: DNA binding. Gene Ontology annotation, cellular component: nucleosome. Bases 101 to 724 code for a protein of 207 amino acids. The record is from RefSeq and is a predicted model, not a curated record.